UGAGCCGUCACCCACAAGGCUACCAUUGUGCCUUGCGCUAGUGUGGCUUCCCAACUCAAUCCCUGUCCGUUCACGAGAGUAAACAAAAGAUGCCAAAACCGACGCCGAUUUGAGAAAACACCGCCACGUCGCCCCUCAACCCCUCAAAUUGCCUUGGGCUAUGAGUUGCUCCUUACAAUUUUAAUAGAAAGAAACAAUUUAUACGCGAAAUAUGCUUGGUUGGUGGCUGGGAAAAAACGGCGAGGAGACGCGUCGAGAGGACGGCCAAGAACCGCCCGAAACCCCAGCUCCGGUAUUUGCAGCGAGAGCGUUCAAAAGUGCCCUCUUUGGCACUCCUGCACCACCAGGCGACGACACUCACUUUGAGCAAAUUGCCAAGUCGACAAACAUGCCGGCCCCAAAACAAAAUACGAGUAUAUCGAGCCCAUCGAAGGGGAUUUUGAUGACCCCAGGAACAGCGAGGAGUCGGAAAUCGGUCUCGUUUGGCGCAACCGUCAAAGACAAGGAGGCGAAACCAAACAGCACCAGUGACAUCCCAGAUGAAUGCCCAGGGAAAUUCUCCAGACAUUUUGUGAAUGGGGCUGCUGUAGAGCAAGAUGGGAGAUCGCUGAGGCGCACUGCGCUGACGAAGACUCUGGAGAAUGUGAGGGAUACAAAGAGGAGAAGAAUGGAGGAAUCGAAAACGCGCACCUCCGAUCCUGAUGCUCCACAAUCACUGCUGGAGUUGGAUAUAAAGACGGGCCUAACGGCACCUCAAAUAAUGGAAAGCUCACUUCGAAACGAGGACCCUCAAUGUAGGCUAUACUCAAGAGAUAUGGACGACUUCGACGGGGACGUGACCAUCGAUCUCAACGAGCCACAUUCGCAGUCAGGUCGCUAUUGGAAAUCGGAGUACGAGAAAUACAACGAGGACGCGAAGGCUCAGAUGACAAAGCUUGUGAAGUACAAGCAAAUGGCCAAAUCAUAUGCCAAGAAGAAGGAUGAAGAGGCGAUUGAUCUUGGAAGCAAGCUCAAGGAAGCACAGAAAAGGGCGUUGCAGAUGGAAGAUAGGAUUGCUGAACUCGUAGCUCAAAUUGCCGAGGGAUACUUGAAUGGGAUCGACGACGACUCGCCCACCAUGAUGAAGAACCUUGCCAGGCAGACUGCGCUUGCGGUCCAGUAUCGAAGUCAAGUCGACGAGUUUAGGGAUGUAUUGAGGGACCGAGAUCAACAACAAGAAGGUGGAAAUGGAGAGAUCAAGAAGCCCGCGAGCGACCUCAAGAGCGAAGUACAACGCCUGCGACUAGACCUCUCCACGUCACAAAGGGAGGCAUCUAAACUUCGUGACGAAAAUACCAAAUUGUCUCGGGACCUGGAGAAGGCAAACGAGAAACUCAACCAAAGUGAGAAACGCCGGGAAGCUUCAGAAUCGAUGAGACAUGAUCAAGCACAAUUACUGCAAGGUCUUCAGACUAAGUACGACAACCUCAAAGAAUCGGCGAAAGCACAACGUGGAGACGCGGAACAUCUCCUCAAGAAGCGCCACGACCAAGUUUCAGAGUUGAAAAAGGAGAUGGCUGCCCUGAAAGAGAAACUCGCUGCAUCGAGAGUCGAACGAAGCCCUCUGGUGUCAAAAAAGGGAACUGGGGACAAUCGUGCCGCUGAUUCGAACGAUGGGGAUCUCAAGUCAACCAGGACUCAGUUCAAAUCGACGUUACAGGAUGGGAAUGUGAUGGCAGGACAGGACGUAAUGCCUCCGGUACGGAAUACGCGCAGGAGAGAACCAGAAGCUAGUAAGCCGUGCGAAAUCUACGAAGAUCCACAGGAUCGUGAAAAGCCGAUUCUCGCCGGCUCUACACUGCAACGAAGAAGAUCAGCGACGGCGCGUGUCCAAACAUCUCUUGACGGACCAAAACAUCAGAGGUCAAAGUCUGAUGCACUUGAGAUUGGGAAUAAUAAAAGUGCGUCGCAUACGCCAGAAACGCUUCAGCCUGCAUCGGAUUUCAGUUUACGCUCUGUGCCAGAACUCCCACCAACCAUGGACAGCACUACACAUGAAACUUCCAGACCAGCUGCAGUUCGUCCGCGGUCCAUUGCAGACCUAGAGAGAGCCGGAUCAGGCAACUUGGGACCCAGUAGAAUGUCAAGUAUGGCAAGCACGAGAUCAAGGACAACACUGGACCCAGAGAGGGCAGCAGCAGCGAAGGCACGACUGGAUCUGAGGAAUGCAGAGAAGCGAAGGGUAAAGGACAGAAAGGAGAACAUGGUUAUGUAACCGGCGCCUAAUGGUUUGAUUGGGAUUAUACAUAGGGUGAAAAACGUUGUCAAGAGAGGGUGCGGUGGCGUUUUUAUUGGUCAGGAUCUGAGCGGGUCGCAUUCUUUAGGGCGUUGAAGUAUUGAAGAAGAAACUUCAUACUGCAUAUAUUUGCUAAUAGGAUGUAAUUAUUUGAUGAAUUGGUA
Pseudogymnoascus destructans is the source of this 2439-nucleotide messenger RNA. RefSeq lists its product as uncharacterized. The transcript has 2 exons. Bases 212 to 2254 code for a protein of 680 amino acids. NCBI's taxonomy places the organism in Eukaryota, Fungi, Ascomycota, Leotiomycetes, Thelebolales, Thelebolaceae. The record is from RefSeq and is a predicted model, not a curated record.